CGGCAGCGCCAGCUUACAACUUAAGUUUUUUUUCCAGUUUUGUGAAGAAUUCAGAGGCGAAGGUUGUGUCGGUUUUGUGUUGACUUUUCUAUUGGGAAAUGAUACAUUAUUCCCAUAUAAUUUCCAGUUAUUGGACGUUUAAUGACACAAUUCAUUUAUGAUUUAUUUCACCGUUUUGAAUUGCUGUUUAAUUCCGAGUGGAUUACUAGUGGGAGUGUGAUUUAUUUGCGUUGAAUUUUAGUUGUGUGGUUGUGCAAGGAUUUGUCCCUUCGGCUUUUGAUUCAUUUCUUUCUACGGUUCCACAUCUUAUGACGUUAUAAAGAUGAAUUCCCGAUGAGGCGCCGUGGAAUCCAGUCAUGACGUCGUGAGCUCUUCCGUUAUUCUGGUUAUUGUGGUGAAAAGGUGAAAAAGUCGCGAUGGGCGCGUCGGGCGUUUCAGACGAAUACACGCCGCCGCGUCUUUCGCGGCUGCUGCACUCGGUGCCGCACGUCAACACCACGUUGCACCGGGUCAACGACACCUUCGCGCCCAACUCAGCUGUCUACCGCGAGAGCUUGGGCAUAAUCGCGUCGAUACCUGGCGUGUGGCUGAUCCUGACGCUGGUGAUCCUCCUGAUAUACCUGAUGACGAGAUGUUGCGACAGGAAGCAGCGUCCGCCCAAGAGUAUCACUGCUUUGAAGAUAACGCUAAUGAUUCUGUCGGUGCUGUGCUGCGGUGCGAUCGGCGUCGGUCUGUUUGGCAACGACGACCUCCACAACGCGAUGCUGCAGAGCAUCCAGGCGGGCAACCAGCUGGCCGCUCUGGUCAACACUGUCAAGAACCAGUCGAGUAUUCUGGAAGAGACGAUGGGUUCGCGCGCUCGUGCGCCCCUGGCCCGGCUGGCGGACUCGCUGGACAUGCCCGUGGCCAACCAGACGGCGCUGGGCACGCUGCUGCGGGCGCUGUCCACCCUGCGGAACAACGCCAGCGUGGCUGUGUCCGCCGCGGAUAACUUGAGGAGGCCAUUGGCCGCGCUAAACUUGGACGCUUUUAUGAAGAAACUGUGGGUGUGGGAGGCGGCGCGGUGGGCGGGCGGCAUGGCGGGCUGGUGCUGCGGCGGCGCCGUGUGCGUGGCGCUGCUGGCCGCCGCCGCCCGCCGCUCGCGGCGCGCGCUGCUGCUGCUCUGUGUGGGCGCGAUAUUCGCGCUGAUCGCGUGCUGGCUGGGCGCGGCGGUGCUGGUGUCGCUGGCGGUGGCGGCCGGCGACGCCUGCCAGGAGCCGGCGCGUGCGCUUGCGCACUACGCCAACCACAACCUGCCCGCGGAUAUGGUGCACUACUACCUGUCGUGCAAGGUGUCCCGCGAGAACGUGCUGACGGCGGAGCUGCGCACGGCGCAGCGCGCGGUGGUGGCGGUGCGGCAGGCGCUGGCCGUGCUGGCGCGCGGCGCGCCGCAGCUCUUCAACGACCCGGCCCUGCAGCCGACGCUGGGCGCGCUGAACGCGGGCACGGGCGAGGCGGAGCGCGCGCUGGUGUCGCUGAGCGGCGCGCUGGAGUGCCGCAUGGCGCGCGCAUACUUCGUCACCGGCGCACGCGCUUUCUGCGACAGCGGCCUGCAGGCUCUGUCACUACAGCUGCUGGCGGCGGUGGCGGCCGGCUUCCUGUUCACCGCUAUCGUGCUGGUCGACUCGCAUGCUUGGAUCUACAUCAACACCAAACGCAGCGGCACCGGCGAGGAGCAGGCGCCGUUCCUGUCGUCGGGCGCCAGCAGCGCGGGCUCGCGCACGCUGCCGCGCCCCGCGCCCUUCCCCAACGGCAAGCCGCCCUCCUACAGCGCCGCCGUGCAGCUCAUGGAUCUAGAUCGCGACCGCGCCAGUCCAAUCUCCAGAUCGCGUAUGUCCGGGUCGGCGACGCUGGGCCGCGGCGCCAGCGGCGGCGGCGGCAGCGCGGCGGCGGCGCUGAGCGGGAGCCACACGCUGGGCCGGCCGCCGCACAACAGCAAGUACGCGACGCUGAGCAAGCAGUGCAAGACGCUCGAGAGCAACGACUUCUACUGAGACAGGCCAGGGGGCGCGCACGAUCAUAACGCAGGUCAGGCCGGUCGCGCGACCAGCCUGAACCGCUUCGACCCGAAAUACGCGUCGUUCGGUCCGCGCGCCCCCCGCCCGCGCCCCGCAGCGCCCCCGCCCGCCCUCGCCACCUUCUCCUCCAGCUCGACCCCGGCGCCCCCCGCACACAACACCCAAAACCAAGACAAAUACGCUACAGUACGACCCCCUAGACGCGCCGAACCUCAGCCCUUGUCCGCAGCGGCCUUAGAAUACCGCUCCUUACAACGACCUAGAAGACAACAACAACCUAACACAGGUACCCAACACCGCCGCAGACCCGAACGACAGACUCAACAGCACCAACAACCCCAGCAUCAUGACCAACGCGACCUUUACGCGGUCACUGAACUUUAAGUCCGCCAUUUCGUGCGCGCGCCAUCUUGUUGAAGAUGCAACGCUCGAAUAUUCACUAUGAUCAGCAUAGUCGAAUAAACAGAGUGUUAAUCGAUACUGACUUUGGAUAAGAAUUUUCGUCGCGACGAUUUAAUUUGUAAUCUUUUGGAACUUUUCUGAAAAUUUUCUAAUAAGUGUAACCGUGAUUGCACAAUAAAUAGAUUUCGAAUCAUUCGUUUGAUUGCUCAAUUUGACCGCGAUCGAUUCUUGAUGGUCUAAUUUUAACGUUUUUCGGAAAGUAUUUUACUGAGCAAUAUUCUUAAUAAGAGCACAAUGAUUUUUUGUCAAUUUACAUUGACUUUUUUAUAAUUUUAAUGCAACGGCCUAGUUUUAAUCAAAGCGAUGGUACAAGUAUUAAAAGCAGUUUUUUUUUGCGGCAAAUUUUCGUUCGAAAACAUGUUUCCCAUGUGAAGUCCAUAAUAAGGCUGUGUUAAAACGUUAAAGACCAAUAACGAUUACUUCGUUAUAAUAAUUUGUAACUAGCUCGUUACAGACCUUGACUGUAGUACGUUUUCGACUCUAUUUUCGCUCAACGUAGGUUAAGAUAACCUUAAAAAACGGAUUACGCUAUAAUGUGUUAAGAAAAGGGAUGGUUUGAUAGCUGGCAAGUAAUAUUUCAUUUGAUUAAAUAUAUCGGAAUAUUUUGAAUUUUGAAAACAUGCUACAAAAGAAUAUGAUCGUGUGUUAUAUUUUUUAAAAUGAAAUAUUACUUUCCGGCGCCUCCAUCUCGCCUGUCUCGAUAAUGAAACUGGUUUAGUGCGGUGAGACGCCAAACAGUAGAAAAUUAAACUUUUCUGGCAUGUUCUUUAUAAAUCUUAGAAAAGAGGCUCGGAGCCCAAGAAGUAGACAUUCGAUUGUAACAGUUUACAUGUACAUAUAGCUAUAAAUAUAAUUAUAAUAUGAUUUUAUAGUCUGCCUGUGUGAUUCAACUUUUUAACACAAUUUGUAUAUUUAAACAGACCGUCGAGUCAACCAAGAGGAUAGUCGAAAAUAAAUUAAACAAAAUUUAUGUAGAAUCUCUUUGGUGUAUUUAUGACUAAAUAUUCAAAUCAUCUUGAGCAAAUACGACCUCCUAUUAGACAGAGAUAGCAUGAAAAUUGAGAACGUAUUUGAUUUAAAUUGUUCGUGAAUAUUUAGAUGUUAGCCUAGACAUUAAUUUUAAUUAUGUACCUACUGUACAAAAUAUAGCUCAAGGCAGUUUUACUAGUUAAUAUAGCGUGGACCUAAUGUAUAUAAUAAGUUUUUAAUAUAUUAUGUAACUUAUUUUAUUUACAGAUAAUUUGUAAAGUUAAUUGUAAAUGAAAUAAAAUUAAUUAAGCAUUCCAUUGUGUGUGGAUUAGAAAUGUGGAAUUGGUAGUAAGCAUUCUUGAAUUAACACAAUACUUAACCUUAAAUCUAUGCUAAUAAGGUGCAAAACGAUACUGCCAUUCGAGGAAAUAACAGAAUGUUUAUAAAUAAAUAAAUUCUAGCUAAUAAUGAUAACGGAAAGUACUGCUCUCUCUAUAACACCACAUGUAAUUAUACAUUUAAUAAACUUUUAAAAGUGAUCGUGUGAACUUAAAAUAUUAUAGCGACUAUUCUAUUUGCAUAUUGGCAAUACUGACAAACAUUGUCUACUAUUAUUAUAGUCUAUUUAUUAAUGUGAAAUAGCGUUCAAUCACAUUUUUUUUCUGUAAUUAUUGUGGGAAUACUGUGGAAGUAUUCAAUUUUGAGACGUUAUUUUCUUACAUUAUGUAAAGUUGUCAAGAUCACUUUUCUAAUCGUAAUAAUCUUACUAUAUCUAACGUAGUACAUAAUAAGUGUAAUUGGUACCAGUUUUUUCAUAGACCCGUCUAGAGAAAGCGACUUUACAGCUUAACGAAUAAUGGCGGCGACAGUAUAGACCCCUGUGGUACACCAUCAUUCAAUAUUUUAAAAUUUUCCCAGUAACCGUCAAAUGCUGCGUAUUACGUUACGUAUUACGUUAUAGUAAUGAAUUCGUAGGCUUUACUGGGGUCGCUGGCUAAUAUAGCAGCAUAAUCUGUAUGAGUUAUAUGUUGGUUAACCAUAUCAAAUGCCUUUUAAAGAUCUGAGUAUAUUUAAAAAGCUCAAUUUUACAAAGAUGUUGAUGCUGUUUUUAAUGAAUACUUCAGAAUUUCGUGAUAGGAAAUGUGUUUAUUUUUUAAAUCUAUUAUCUAUCUGGUUGACAUAAUCAAAACAUCAAAGUUUUCGCCGUAAUGUCAUUUUCUCUGGACAGGGCCAAAGCUACAGUUUUGUAUUCCAGUAUUAAAAUAAGAAAUUUUGUGAGACUUUACAACGAGGUUUGUACAUGUACGUUUUUUAUGAUCAAUGUAUUUUUGUUUCUCAUUAGUUUGGUACAGUAAGCAGUGUAAUCGCCAAAGAUAAUGCAUAAUUUACCUAAGUACGCCUAGCUAGUGUUAAGUUCGUGUUUAAGGUUAGAUUAUUGCAUGCGGCCAUAUUGCAUGUUGUACAAGUUUUUUUUGUUAGUUUUUACCAAGUUUAGGUAACAAGUUUCACUCCUAUGGGCGCUAUGAAAUAGAAAACACGUAGCAAGUCAUUGCGUCCAUAUGUUCUCCCUUUUUUACACGAUAUGGGAGAAAAUGACAGCAUGAGGGCGUUAGUAACGAGCUACGGUCUAUGUUUCGUGGUGGGCCUUCUGGAAAAUACCGGUGGUAAUUUUGCUUUAUUUUUAUCAAACAUGCAUGUUUAUCACGACAUUCGAUUGGUCGGCACGGCAUAAAAUAUUUUAAAAUGGAACGGUUAUCCGUAUCUCUUCAGUAAGAUAAAAUACAUUUUUUUUCGUAAUUUUUUAAAACUUAAUUGAACUGUAAUUCAUAUAUUGCUCAUAUUAGUUGUCGAAAAUCUACAGUGGGCCAUAUUAAAUGUUGUUUUUUGUUACUGAACUGCGACCCAUAAUCGGUACGCAGUAAAAUAAUAUACCUUUUUAAUGUAAGUAACACGAUUUUCAAUGUAACUAACGCACUAUUUGUAAUCACAGUACUCAUGUAAAAUAUACUAUCAUCGGUGACAUCUCAUGGGCUAAAAAAAUUAAAAUUACCUUAUAUUAUUAAAUAUUCCAUCAGCAAUAUUAUUUCGAUAUAGAGUAUUUUGGCUUUGAUCAAAACUUAUCCCAUUCAAUUUUAUCGAGUGUGUUCUUUUAUUACUAAAAACACUUAUUGCCUAGCCUUCUGACAUAACUUUGUAUCGCCAUCUAUCGGCAGCUACACUAAUGAAAUAAUAAAUGCGUUAUUUUUUAAAUUCUAAAAUGUAUUUUUUUCGCAUGGAGCUUCGACGAAACUUUUUUGAAUGAUUAUUAAAAUACAAUAUUGCGUUAGCGAUAUAGAUAAGUUACCAGUCAUUAUAAUGUCGUAAAAUAAGUCUGAAAUUACUCACUUGAAUUGCUUUAAAUCACAUGAACACAUUAUCAUAAUCAUCUUUAUAUAAUGUAACUUUUUAUACAUUAAAUGUUGUAAUAUAUUUCUGUAAUUUAUAAAAAAUAUCAUUUAUUUCGUUUUUUAUGACUAAAAUGUUACGUGCCAUAUUUUCGAAUCCUACAUGAAGCAUUUUUUUUUUUCUAAAUUAUAUUUGUGUUUCGCUUUUUCAUGUCAAUUAUGGUGCGCCCGAGUAUGUCAACUUAUUUGUAUAAAGUAGCAAGUGUUGCAAGGUUAACCGUGAUUAUGACUUAAAUAAGCUGAUAAGCGUUGGUUUUUCAUUCUUUUGUUUCUCGUUCGAAAAUUUAUGGUUCAUUAAAAUUCCACCCUGAAGUUCAAGGAAAUACCUUUGCGAUUAUGAUGAUAUUGAUCGGCUAUCGAUAAUUUUAAUUUAGCUUUAAAUAUGGAUUACUUGGCGAUACUGAGAAGAUAUGUAUUAAAUACUGCUUUUAUGAGAUAAUUUGAAAGACUCAUUGGUUCAUAUCAAUUCUCGUAUCUUUUCCGCAAUUCUAACAAAGUUAACUAUUAUUAUUAUUAUUUAUUUUUACAUGAUAUUAUCAUUCUUAAUUGGGCGUGGGAGUAAUAAAAAAUAAAGCGACGAAUUGAAAACCUUGUGCUUAUUUUUGUAGUCUGUUUAAAUGAUUCGACCGUAAACAAACCCGAAAAAUGACAAAUCAUUCGAUUAACCAUGUCACAUUUGCCUAUUGCAGGCCUUCUUACAUCGUAUGGUUGUGUUUUAAUAUAAGUCAUAAUUUUUGUUAAUAGGUUCGUUAUUUAUUGUUUUUAAAGCGCACCAUACUGUGUACUAAGGCGUUAUAAGUCCCCUUUCGUGAUGUAUGAAGUGUAUAACGUAAAUUAUAAACGGUUGACGAAUAGGUCAAGUGUAUGAGUUUACAAUGAAACUAAUAAAUAAAUGGAUUAAAAUGUUA
Messenger RNA from Plodia interpunctella (Indianmeal moth), 6840 nucleotides. RefSeq names its product protein tweety-like. The coding region runs from base 417 to 2033 and encodes 538 amino acids. NCBI's taxonomy places the organism in Eukaryota, Metazoa, Arthropoda, Insecta, Lepidoptera, Pyralidae. The transcript has 14 exons. Gene Ontology annotation, molecular function: volume-sensitive chloride channel activity; intracellularly calcium-gated chloride channel activity. Gene Ontology annotation, cellular component: plasma membrane. The record is from RefSeq and is a predicted model, not a curated record.